Messenger RNA from Lycium barbarum (goji berry), 1048 nucleotides. RefSeq names its product MADS-box protein SOC1-like. The record is from RefSeq and is a predicted model, not a curated record. The transcript is spliced from 8 exons. Gene Ontology annotation, cellular component: nucleus. Bases 113 to 763 code for a protein of 216 amino acids. Lineage: Eukaryota; Viridiplantae; Streptophyta; Magnoliopsida; Solanales; Solanaceae. Gene Ontology annotation, biological process: positive regulation of transcription by RNA polymerase II. Gene Ontology annotation, molecular function: RNA polymerase II cis-regulatory region sequence-specific DNA binding; DNA-binding transcription factor activity, RNA polymerase II-specific; protein dimerization activity.
AAAACUUGCACCUUUUUCUCUUCCACAUACAUCACACAUCAGAUUUAGGACUUCCCCUUUUUAGCCUCAUAACCUCCAAGCUAAAAGUUUCUGAGUUUUUGCCAAUUUUGAGAUGGUGAGGGGGAAAACUCAGAUGAGGCGUAUAGAAAACGCCACAAGCAGGCAAGUCACUUUCUCUAAGCGCAGAAAUGGUUUGCUCAAGAAAGCUUUUGAACUUUCAGUUCUGUGUGAUGCUGAGAUUGGUUUGGUUAUUUUUUCUCCAAGAGGCAAGCUCUAUGAAUUUGCUAGCUCAAGCAUGCAGGAUAUAAUGGAGCGUUAUAAGAGGCAUGCUAAAGACAGAAUUCAACCUGAAAACGAAGCUGUGGCACAGAAUCUGCAGCAUGAAGCAGCAAGUUUAAUGAAGAAGAUAGAGCUUCUUGAAACAUCAAAAAGGAAACUCUUGGGAGAAGGUCUGCAUUCCUGUACCCUUCAAGAACUACAACAGAUAGAAAAACAGUUGGAACGGAGUGUCAGCACCAUACGGGCACGAAAGAUUCAAGUUUUCAAGGAACAGGUUCAGCGACUAAAAGAAAAGGAGAAAAUCCUUGAUGCUGAAAAUGCAAUGCUGAGGGAGAAGUUUGGUGGCUUUCAACAGAGACAAACACCAAGUGGGGAGAAGGAAGGAGAAGCUCUUUGUACAGAGAGUAGCGAAAAAUCGGAUGUGGAGACUGAAUUGUUUAUAGGACCACCAGAGUGCAGAAUAAGGCAUCCAUUACAGAAUUGACCGGUUAAACAUAUUCUGCCCUAUCUGCAUUUAAGGGUGUAUAAUCAAUUGUCAAAUAGUCGUUAGGCUAAAUAAAUGUGCAUUUGAGCAAGCAAACUAAUUAGGCUUAUGUCUCUUUGGCGCAUCUGAUGGAACUUAUAUUUCCUUUGACACUCUUAGUAAUGAACUCCUCUAUUUAUGAUGUUAAGCACCUGCUUGCUGCUUUCAUAUUUGUAGGACAGCUAUAAUAAAACUUAACAAUAUUCUAAUAGUUGUUUAUGGUAUAUAUCAGGAAAAUCUUAAGCA